Molecule: messenger RNA, 5536 nt
Organism: Pocillopora meandrina
Lineage: Eukaryota; Metazoa; Cnidaria; Anthozoa; Scleractinia; Pocilloporidae
Source: the annotation of a GenBank genome assembly
GAUACCAAGGCAUCUAAUAUGGCGGAGAACUUGGGUCUCUUUCGUUGUCCCCUUCCAAUCUUUAUUUUCUUUUUAUUUCACGGUUCGGUUUUAAGCGUAGUGAAUGGGGAUCUUUGGAAAAUUCACUGCAUCUCCCUGAAGGAUCACUCUGUUUGUGAGAAAAAAAUGUUUUUGCUGUUAGUACAAAUGGUUUCUGUUUGUCGAAAGACAGAACUUCUAGAAUUUAAAAACUGGAGUUUUAUGGAAAGAAGUAUUCUAUUGAAAGAAUUUGACGUGGACGAGGAAACGAGAAAUUAUAUAAGACAAGUACAUGGAGUAAUUUUUUCAAAAGUUCAUCUAGUUCCUCUGAAAUAUAAACCUUAUUUGGUGGCUAUUUCUCAAGAAGUAUUGACGGACAUUCUUGAUUUGAAUGAUUCUGCCUUUGAAUCACCAGCAUUCAUAGACUUUGCUGCGGGAAAUGAAAUGAUACCAAACUCAAUUAUGCUAUCACAUAGAUACGGUGGACAUCAGGUAAAGUUCCAUCGUUCUCACUUUUUUUAUUUGGGAUCAUAUUCUUGUAAAUUAAUUAAACAAGCUGUUAAUGAAAGGAUUCAGGCACAAUCUAAUAAACUUGAAAUUUGUUAUUUUAAGUUUGGCGAUUGGGCAGGUCAGCUAGGAGAUGGUCGUGCUGUAAUUUUGGGGGAAUACACGAAUAGGUAAUGGCAAACAUACAAGUUACUUAUUGCAUGUGUCUUAUACCAUUCUUUUUUACUGUGAUGCAAGUAUUUCACGAGAUACCAAAGCACAUCUGUGAAGGAAACUCCUAUUAGUGUUUCUAGAACUGUAAUAACAGUAUUGGCAAUCCAGGAGUUAAGCUUAUAUUUGAAUGUGAAAAGACUUGAUACUUUUUUAAAUAUUUAAACAGGAUAGGAGAGAGGUGGGAACUUCAGUUAAAAGGCUCAGGGAGGACUCCCUAUUCAAGGUACUGUUUAAGCAAUUUUUAGCCUUCUCCACAUCUGUAAGGUUUAGUUUUGAUUUGAAACUAAGUUAUUUACAUUUAUUUGUAAAAUCUUUUAGUCAGUUGCCAUCUUCUAUUAUCCUCUGCUGCAUUACAUAGAGUGGGUAAUAUUUGCAACUCUGAAUACAUAUAUCAAACCUCUUGUUUUUUUCUAUAAGCCAUGUACUUCGAUAAAAUAUGCUGAACAUGCUUUUUAAAGUGGAAUUAUUUUCUAAAUAAAUUGUACUUAUCAGACACGGUGACGGACGUGCAGUGUUGAGGUCAUCUGUGCGUGAGUUCCUGGCCAGUGAAGCCAUGUUUCAUUUGGGUGUACCAACCAGCAGAGCAGCUAGUCUUAUUGUGAGUAAUGACCUUGUUUGGAGGGAUCAGUUCUAUGAUGGACAUCCAAAGCAAGAAAAAGGUGCAUAUUUAAGUGGAAAGUAGAUUUUCAGAUUGCUUAAAAUUGAAGAACACUAAUGAGAAGCAGAAGUUUCUUUCCAGUUCAGUUAUCUAACAUACUUAACAUGUUCUUUUAUUUCAGUUGCGAUUGUUUUACGCUUAGCGAAAUCUUGGUUUAGAAUUGGGUCUCUUGAAAUUUUGGAACACAACAGCGAAGAAGCUCUUCUUAGGUGUGAAGCAUUCUGUUCAUUUUGUGUAUGUCCUAAAGCAUAUCUCAUUAAUGUAUGUUUUAAGUUUGUGAUAGUUUGCUAAGUUCAAAAUGGUGCCCUGUUUUGUCUGUCUUCUUUUUGUGGCUCAGGCACCUCUGAUAAUGUUGUGUACAUGGUAUUUUGAAACAGAUAAUUGAUUGUGCUUGAAUUCUCUACCAUUUAAAUCCAUGUUAAGUACUACCACUAAGCCCUCUGCCCAUUAGUUGUGCCACAUGCAUUGUAUCGAUUUUAAUUUUCACUGUUAAGUUAAAGUAAUAAGGUAAUUUUUUUGUCUCACAGAAAAGUUGUGGAUUUUGUCAUUGAAAAUAAUUUCCAGGAUUUAGUCAACAAGACCAAGAAGUACUUGGUAAGAUAUUUUGCUUUUGUUUGAAGCAGCUAUUAGGAUGUUUUGAAAAUUCAUUUUAACAGUACAGUGUGAUCAGAUUUUGUGAACUUUUAAUGUAAUGAGAACUUCCAGUAUUUCCCCACUGCUGGCAUUUUCUUCAUGGUUUGUACUAUUAAUACAAACAAUCAAACUGCUUAUUUUUGUAUGACAUUGCACCAUGACCUGACCUUGAAUACUAACAUGAGGUCAGUGAACUUCAUUUUGAUCUCAGGCCUUCUUUUCAAGAGUAGUUUCCAUGACAGCAGACCUGAUUUCCAAAUGGCAAUCUGUUGGCUUUGCUCACGGUAAAAUAUGAAGAAAGCAUUUUGAUGUUCAAGGUCUUUUCAUGAGAGUUUUUUUUUAUUCAACUUUGAUUAUUGUUAUUUCAUUAUUUUUGGGAGGUGUCUGCAACACGGACAAUUUUAGUCUGCUGUCAAUAACCAUAGACUACGGUCCUUUUGGAUUCAUGGAUGACUUCAACCCAGGUAAAGAGGACAACUUUGAUGAAAUUUGACACAUCUGGGAUUUGAUUCCAAAUUUGUUCAUGGUGACUGGAACUGUUUGAGUACAAAUUUGACUGACAUUUUGAUGAUCUCUGGCCGUAGACUUUGUCCCUAACACAUCAGAUGAUGAAGGAAGAUACAGUUACAAGAAUCAGCCGAAUGUUGGGUUUUUUAACUUAGAAAAAUUGCUCCAAGCACUUAAACCAUUGAUUGAAGAUUACAGUGAGUAAGUCUAGCUAAAAUUGUUGAACAUCAUCAUGAUUAACCUUGAAUGGUGACUUUUUAACUUUAAAGGUAUUUGUUUAAUUGGCCAGUUGUAUGCCCACAAGUACUUGUUCAGUUUAAAUUCACAAGGCUUGUAAUUACCAUUGAUUCUUACUUGGUUUGAUGCAGUAUGGUUAUUUUGCUUUUUUGUUAUAGAGGAGAGAAAGUUCUUUGGAGUUAUGUGGAUAGAUUUAACCAAAGGUGAUGUGCAAGCACCUGCUCACUCUUAGUACCCCAAGCUGUAACACUUUUUUAUCGCAAUGGCAAUUAGGAAAAAAAAAAUUUCAGAAGGUUUAUUUGCCGCAAAAGUCGUCAAUUUGAGGACUUGAAAUUAAGUGAUUGUGGGGUAAAGUUAAAGUGAGUUGAACAUUUGUAUAACUGAGUUGAAAACGUAAAUUGGCCACCGUAAAGAAUUAAAAGGCGGACGUUUCGAGCGUUAGCCCUUCGUCAAUCGCUCUGACGUUUUAAAAAGAAAAUGCUUCUUUCUCUUCGGUUAAAUGAGAUGUCGCAUGCAGCUCUAUGAAAAAUUUCCAGCUCAGUUCCUUAAUUUCAUAGACAAGCAGUGUGACAAGCAAUAUUCUCCAUGGGGAAAAAAACUCUUUUCUAGCGAUUAUUUCAACUUUUUUAAGACUCCGGGACGUCAAAUGUCAAAAUGACCACAGCGAACUCGCACGUUAUUGCUAGCCAUUAUUUUGGAGGGAAUUGGGAUAGAAAAUAAAUAACUUGGCGGAAUCCAACUCUUUUUACAACAACUUUUCCUACAACAGAAUGGUUCUGGCGUUAAAAAUCAAUUGCAACUUAAGAUUUAGUAAAGGUGCUAUGAGAGUUUGGAGACACAUUGUUUUGUGAUUUUAGGUUUCUGAGCAUAUUUCGUCGCAAACUUGGUUUACUUUACGAAGAUGAAAAUGACGAAAUGCUUAUUCACUCUUUCCUUUGGGUAAGUUAAACACGUUAAGUUUCGCUGAAACCACAAGUUUUGUCAGAAAAAAAAAGCGAACAUGUUGGUCCAUCUGUAUGUUGACCUAAGGAUGUCUCUUGUCUUAGAAGCUUUGAGAAGGAGGCGAAUUUGCCUUCAAGAUGUCAUUGUAUUUUAUCUUUUCAUAUGGAUUCGUAUUCAUGUUGUCUAUGGUUUCUUUCCAGAUAAUGUCGUCCACUCAUGCAGACUUCACUAUGGCCUUCCGAGAGUUAAGUGAAGUAUCCUUGCAUGAUGUUAAUUCAAACCGCUUGCCGAGAGAAACAUGGGCACUCAAACAACUACAGACACACAAGAACUGGGGAGACUGGUUAGCACACUAUGUAGACAGGUCUCGGCUGUAAGUAUUGUCUGUAGUCUCUGAUGCUUUGAUAUCAAACGGAAAUUUACUUCAUGCAAAUAUUUUUUUUACUAGUUAUAGUGACACUGAUGUUGACAAGGCCAGAAGAAAACAAAUGCAAGGUGAAAACUUAAUCCCUUUGAUUUUACGCUGGUGAAGAAAUUACCAUAAGCUAUUUCUUGUUAUGUUAUGCAACACUCAUCAAAGUUGCACUUCCCCUAAAUUGUUACCCAAGCGGAUAAGUGUAGGGAAAAAAUGAAAGGGUUAUGUGGACAAAAUAUUUGCAACAGUGUAAGAAUUAGAUCAUCUUUGUCGAUCAUUUCUGGAGAUUUCUUUAGUUUAGUUUUUUAACUUCAGAUAUUGUUCAGCCCUGUGCACCUACUUAGUGACUUACUGUGCACCUACUUAGUGACUUACUGUGCACCUACUUAGUGACUUACUGUGCACCUACUUAGUGACUUACUGUGCACCUACUUAGUGACUUACUGUCUUUAUAUUAGUUUAGUUUUUUAACUUUAGAUAUUGUUCACCCCUGUGCAUCUACUUAGUGACUUAUUGUCUUUAUAUUAGUCGAUGUUUGUGUUCUUCUUUCAGAAGUAAAUCCUCGCUAUGUUUUACGUAACUGGAUGGCAGAAUCAGCGAUACAGAAGGCGGAAAGGAAUGAUUUUUCAGAGGUCGGAUAUUCCUUAUUUUUCCUGUGUUCCCCUUUGCAGGGAUUUCGAUUAAAUAAUUUUGAUGUUGAAUGUUUGUUAUUAGAAUCAAAUUUUUUGUCUAUCAAAGAUUUUGUCUUCAACAGCAUAUGAAAAUAGUUAACGCAGUACACAUAGAAAUUUUCACUAUAUCUUCCUUUUAGGUUCGUCAGUUGCUUGAGGUACUCAAGUCACCUUUUACAAAACAGGUAUAUGAUAUGCUGUAAUCAAACAGUACAUUGUCACACCACAUUCCUUCCAAUAUUUCGCGCAGCAAUUUCCGUACCUCUGUACGGGAGAUUCAUAACCAAACUUUUAGUCCGAAAAAACCGCUGGAAUUAUUUCCUUGUAAUUCCCCAAAUUAAAUGUCAGUGCUGUUAUCUUAACAGUCUUAGUGCCAGAAACAGUGAACUUUUGUAACAAUUUACAGGAGGUUGCUGAGAACCUUGGAUACUCGUCCCAACCUCCGGGAUGGGCCUCUCACCUCCGCGUCAGCUGUUCUUCAUAGAACAUAUUUUACAAAGACUGAUGGUGUUCUUAAGAAUCUUGAAGUGCUGAGUGUCUGCUGGGUGGAAGAUGACACGUGGAGGAGCAGCUCAAUGAACAUCUGUUGAUAAAAAUAGAAACAAAGUGACUUAAUCUUAAAUAUGUAAAUACAUCACUUCCAUAUCACCUUAAGUGGAUGAGGGCCAUCACUGAUUAGUGCACAAUGAAUAAAUAAAACUGAUUAGUAUGAAUCAGGGGCCAUUGUGAAAGGGG